Messenger RNA from Glarea lozoyensis ATCC 20868, 1302 nucleotides. Its product is annotated as Endosomal sorting complex assembly. The coding region runs from base 1 to 1302 and encodes 433 amino acids. The transcript is spliced from 3 exons. The record is from RefSeq and is a predicted model, not a curated record. Gene Ontology annotation, biological process: ubiquitin-dependent protein catabolic process via the multivesicular body sorting pathway; protein targeting to membrane; protein targeting to vacuole. Gene Ontology annotation, cellular component: ESCRT I complex. Lineage: Eukaryota; Fungi; Ascomycota; Leotiomycetes; Helotiales; Helotiaceae.
AUGUUGUUUGCUGUUGAUAUUGCGAAAUGCACGACGAGAGGCCUCGAUCACCGCUGCAAGACGUGUCAAGUGGCACAAGAUCGCGAACUGACGGCCUCUGCUGAUGAGACCGAGUCAGUAUUCUGGCUCUUGCUUGUGAUGUUGACUCGGCCAGAGAAUAGAUCUGAUAUUGUUUUGGCGUUUUGGCGGGUUGCCACUAUCGUCGCUAUCUGGCUAUCACGUGCUAACACAGAAUUUGGAGCUGCAAUCGGUCACGUGUUAUCGCUUCUGUCUUGGUUCGAGACACUUCACGUUAACCUAGAAUGCAAUGCAUCCGUCAAGCACUUAUUCUCUGAUCUACAAUCCGGUCUUCGCCUUGACGUUAUUGCACUUGGUGGUCUCGUCACUCACCACUCCUCUCAAUUCCCAGCCUCACAUUCGGAUUCUACGCCCAUUGCGCACAUCACUACCUCAAUACAGAUCCUCUUUGCGCUCUCACUACUUGCAGCAGACAUGUCAUCCUCGCCCGCAUUUCCUUCUUACCAACCACAUCGCCAUUCACAAUCUUACGCACCAAACGGUCCUCCUGCACCUCCACCCAAGCCGAACAGUCAAGAGGUCAGUCGUCGUAGUACACCGGCGGGUUCCCAACCCCUGCCUCCUCCCCCUCUGCCACCACAGCAGGCGAACUUCGGCACUUACGGACGCGGCCUUGAAGAUCCCCAGUCCUCCUCGCAACAGGGCCGAUUCAAUACCGAAGUCACGAAUAUAGACCAAAUACCGGAUCCUGGCGACCAAUGGCUGCCCAAGAUUCUCGAGGAUAAGUCUAAGCACGACCUCGCAGACGUCUUGGCAAAGCCUGAUCUUCUUGCUGCGUUGGCUCACUCAACUUCCACUGCUCAUCCAUCCGUUGCUGCUGCUCAAGAACCCUUGCAAGCUGCUCUGGAUGAGAACGUGGCUCUCGCAUCACAUCUGAACGAGCUAGAAGCACGUCUCUCCCACUUGAGGUCAUCUACUCAAGCGCAGUUACUAUCGACCCAUGCCCUGGAACGACAAUGGAAGCAAAAGCAAUCAGAAAUGGAUCGUGCGCUAGCGCCCUUUGCCCCCAUAUCACUGUAUCAGAUGCUAAAUCAAAGUGUCCAAGAGCAAGAGAAUGUAUGUCGGGCUCUAGAGGAGAGCUUUCUUGAAGGUGAUGGCGGUACUGCUUCUGAUAAAGAGGUCGUUGAAUGGGUCAGAAGAUACCGCGAAGCAAAGAAACUUUAUUACUCACGUCAAGAACGGAAACAGAGAUGGGAUGAGGGUCGAGUUGGUGGUUGGCGAUAA